UGGUGAGCCAUACUCACUCGAUCUCGCGAGACCUUAAGACAAACUCUUCUCUAUUUUCCCGCGAUUCCAGUUUGGUGAAAACUGCGCCUUUCCUCUGGUUUCCUAAAUCAGUUACACCCCUUCUCGCACGCUUCCCUCAAGCUCCUCCUUCAGCUCCGCCUUACUCCCGGCCGCCUUUGCGCUGCGCGCCUGCGCCCGCGCUGGCUUCCAGCGGGUGCCGGACCUGAGAGCCGGAGGGGCGUGCGCGCGCCCUCGCCCUGUUGCGCGCGCGGUGUCACCUUGGGCGCGAGCGGGGCCGCGCGCGCACGGGACCCGGAGCCGAGGGCCAUUGAGUGGCGAUGGCGGCGACGGCGAGUGCCGGGGCCGGCGGGAUGGACGGGAAGCCCCGUACCUCCCCUAAGUCCGUCAAGUUCCUGUUUGGGGGCCUGGCCGGGAUGGGAGCUACGGUUUUUGUCCAGCCCCUGGACCUUGUGAAGAACCGGAUGCAGCUGAGCGGGGAAGGGGCCAAGACUCGAGAGUACAAAACCAGCUUCCAUGCCCUCACCAGCAUCCUGAAGGCAGAAGGCCUGAGGGGCAUUUACACCGGGCUGUCAGCUGGCCUGCUGCGCCAGGCCACCUACACCACUACCCGCCUUGGCAUCUAUACCGUGCUGUUUGAGCGCCUGACUGGGGCUGAUGGUACUCCCCCUGGCUUUCUGCUGAAGGCUGUGAUUGGCAUGACCGCAGGUGCCACUGGUGCCUUUGUGGGAACACCAGCCGAAGUGGCUCUUAUCCGCAUGACUGCGGAUGGCCGGCUUCCACCUGACCAGCGCCGUGGCUACAAAAAUGUGUUUAAUGCCCUGAUUCGGAUUACCCGAGAAGAGGGAGUCCUCACACUGUGGCGGGGCUGCAUCCCUACCAUGGCUCGCGCCGUCGUCGUCAAUGCUGCCCAGCUGGCCUCCUACUCCCAAUCCAAGCAGUUCUUGCUGGACUCAGGCUACUUCUCUGACAACAUCUUGUGCCACUUCUGCGCCAGCAUGAUAAGCGGUCUCGUCACCACUGCUGCCUCCAUGCCUGUGGAUAUUGCCAAGACCCGAAUCCAGAACAUGCGGAUGAUUGAUGGGAAGCCGGAAUACAAGAACGGACUGGAUGUCCUGUUCAAGGUUGUCCGCUAUGAGGGCUUCUUCAGCCUGUGGAAAGGUUUCACACCUUACUAUGCCCGCCUGGGCCCCCACACCGUCCUCACCUUCAUCUUCUUGGAGCAGAUGAACAAGGCCUACAAGCGUCUCUUCCUCAGUGGCUGAAGCGGCCAGGGGCUCCCACUUGCCUGCUGCGUCUAUGGCCACUGCGCCCUGGGGGCCUGGACUCUGCUGCCCAGGACCCCUCUAUUUAUUUCCCCUUCCACAGUGUGGUUUCUUCCUCUGCGGUAAAGGACUUGGUCUGUUCUACCCCCUGCUCCAGCUUGCCCUGCUCGUCCUGAUCCUGUGAUUUCUCUGUCCCUGGCUAUUCUUGCAGGGAGCUGGAAAACUUCCUGAGGAUUUCUGGCCUCCCCCUGGGUUUUAGUUUCAGGGCACACAGGACAGCAGAAGAUCCCCCUUCUCAGUGGGGAGACCAAGGCAGAACUGAGGGGACAGGGAGGAGCAGAAGCCAUCAAGAUGGUCAAAGGACCUACAGAGGGAGAUGUGGUCCCUCCUCCCCCUCACUGAGGACUUAAUAAAUCGGAUUGAUAACACCAGC
Messenger RNA from Piliocolobus tephrosceles (Ugandan red Colobus), 1716 nucleotides. It is a transcript of the gene SLC25A11, whose product is annotated as solute carrier family 25 member 11. The record is from RefSeq and is a predicted model, not a curated record. Lineage: Eukaryota; Metazoa; Chordata; Mammalia; Primates; Cercopithecidae. Bases 339 to 1283 code for a protein of 314 amino acids. The transcript is spliced from 8 exons. Gene Ontology annotation, biological process: transmembrane transport.